Messenger RNA from Fraxinus pennsylvanica, 1377 nucleotides. Lineage: Eukaryota; Viridiplantae; Streptophyta; Magnoliopsida; Lamiales; Oleaceae. The record is from the annotation of a GenBank genome assembly.
AUGGUGAACCUCACUCUUCCUGGUGAACACCCCUUCCCUGAAGAUGUAGUUCAAGAUGUUCACAGGAAAGUAAAUGUGUCACUUUCAAGAAGAAAAAUGCUAUCCUACACCACCAACGACCAGUCAUCUUCUUGCACGACAGGCAACCCGAUCGACGAUUGCUGGCGCUGUGACCCCAGUUGGCAGUUGAACCGUCAGCGAUUAGCCGAUUGUGGCAUCGGAUUUGGCCAGUAUGCCCUAGGUGGUAAGGGUGGCAAAUAUUACGUGGUCACGGACUCCUCGGACCAUGAUCCAGUCAAUCCGGCUCCAGGAACCCUUCGGUAUGCUGUCAUCCAAACUGAGCCUCUAUGGAUUGUUUUCGCAGCCAACAUGCUCAUACACCUCUCCGAAGAACUAAUUUUCAAUUCGUACAAGACCCUUGACGGUCGCGGAACUCACGUUCAAAUUACCGGUGGUGGAUGCAUAACGUUACAGUACAUAACUAAUGUAAUCAUCCAUAAUAUACACAUUCACCAUUGCUAUGAAGCUGGUGAUACUAAUAUAAGGUCAAGUCCAACACAUUAUGGAUGGCGCGCAAAAUCAGACGGUGAUGGGAUUUCCAUUUUCGGUGCUCGGGACAUAUGGAUCGACCAUUGCUCAUUGUCACAUUGCAAGGAUGGGUUGAUCGAUGCUGUCAUGGGGUCGACUGGGAUCACAAUAUCCAAUAAUCAAUUUUCACACCAUAACGAAGUUAUGCUAUUAGGCCACAGCGACGAUUAUUUGCCGGAUUCUGGUAUGCAAGUGACUAUUGCUUUCAAUCACUUUGGCAAGAAACUUAUCCAAAGAAUGCCAAGAUGCAGAAGAGGGUUCAUACAUGUGGUGAAUAAUGAUUUUACACAAUGGGAAAUGUAUGCAAUUGGAGGGAGUGGUAAUCCUACCAUCAAUAGCCAGGGAAAUCGAUACAUUGCCCCCUUCGAUCGCAAUGCGAAAGAGGUGACAAAGCGUGUGGACACAGGAGAGGAGAAAUGGAGGGAUUGGAACUGGAGAAGUGAGGGAGAUGUAAUGGUAAAUGGAGCAUAUUUUGUAGCCUCUGGACAGGGUGUAGAGGUGAAAUAUGAGAAGGCCUAUAGUGUGGAGCCCAAAUCUGCUUCAUAUAUUGACCAACUUGUAAUGAACGCCGGUGUCCUCACUAGCAGUGGACACAAUCUGGGAAAGUGGACGGCCGGAGACAAUAGUAGUGGAACUGAUUUGGAUGCAAAUUCAGGUGUUGUAGAGGACUAUGAUGGAGAUGAUUCCGGGAGCUGCAGGACACACUCUCAUGCAAUUCUCUUAUCUCUUCUGAUAAACUUGUCAAUCUUCUUGUUUCUACAUGUCACCACCACAUCUAUGUUAUUGUAG